ACCAGACGACGUCCCCGACCCCGACAGGAAGCCAUGGGCAAGCUCAACAUCCUGCAGCACAAAAGCUGGCAUGUGUACAGCCGAGAAAACCAGGAACGGGUUCGGCGGGACGAAGAAAAUGCCCGCAUCGAGGAAGAGGAAAAGCAGCGUCGUAUCGAUCAAGCGGAGCAGGAGGUCCGACUCAAGAUCCUGCGGGAGCGAGCCAAGCGACGGCGGCUGGACACUGGCGAAGAGCCCGAGACCGAUCCGAGCGUCGCCGCAGAACAAGAGGCGCCGGGACCCCUCAAUCUGUUUCCAGAUGCCGAGAAGCCAGAGCUGGGCUUGAGCUCGGAGAGGCGGAAGGGCAAGGACAGAGCAGAGAAGAACCGGGACGACAAGAGGCAUGCCCCCUCUGGCAGCUCUGCUUCCUCGGAUUUUGCUGUUGCGACGCCGUGGUACGCCAAGUCCAAAGGGGAUCAGACUCUAUCGCGAUCAGAGGACAAGAAGGAUCGUCUCCCAGAAGAGUCGGAGCGGCGAAGGAAGCGCAUCCAGCCCGAGGCCGAGCGCGAAGAUCCCAUGUGGCUCAUGAACCAAGGACAAGCUCGGUUGGACCAAAUCAAGAGCAAAUCCAAAUCCCGCUUGCUGGAGAGACGGACGCAGGCUCUGGUGAGGACCGCUGGAUCUCGCAGUUCCCACGGCAAGUCAUCGAGCUCACGGGGCGAGUCCAAAAGACAUGGUCCACGGCACAAUCCCACACCGCCUGGCACCAGUCGUGAUAGCCACGCCGACGGCAGCAGCAGCAGCAGUAGCAGCAGCACAAUCGAACGCCUCCGAGCUGAGAGGCUGGCCCGAGAGCAGGCCGAGAAGCAUAAGGCCGAGCUUCUGCUGAAUCCGGGGGCGGUCCUGGGCAUCGAGACGAAGCGGCACAUUGAGGAUACCCACUACUAUCACAACCAGUUCAAUCGCAACCAUGGCGACAUCAGGCGCCGGCACUAGACCGAGAUCCUGCCAAGCCGGGGUCAUGGCAGUUUGUCGGCGAGUUGUUCUUGCCCGUACAACGACAUCCGCACCGCUUGACGGGCAACACGGCCAGUUUUGGAUUCGAUUUGACGAUCGGCUCGGAGGUCCUGCAGCAGGACCGCCAGG
This is a messenger RNA of Polychytrium aggregatum, 1125 nucleotides long. RefSeq lists its product as uncharacterized. The record is from RefSeq and is a predicted model, not a curated record. Bases 34 to 975 code for a protein of 313 amino acids. The transcript is spliced from 5 exons. NCBI's taxonomy places the organism in Eukaryota, Fungi, Chytridiomycota, Chytridiomycetes, Polychytriales.